AUGGCUGGCGUGCACGUGCGUGUGGCUGUGCUGCUGCUGUGCAGCUUUCGUGGCUUGGCCCAGCCAAGCGCCUCGGGAGCGCCUGCAGCCAAAAGCACUGCGCAACAGUCCGACUGGCGGCAUGAUCUGUCCCCAGAGCUCAAAGAUCAGCUGCGCCAUCGCCUGGCUGACCUGAGGAACAAGACGGAUCAUGCCCUCCACAUCAUGUCUGAGAGCGGAAACAGCGAGCUUAGAGGACUGGAGCAUGCGCAUACCGCUGCAGAGUCAAGAGUCGAGCAGAAGUUCCGCAAACAGGACGAGCACAAUAUGCGGAAACAGGCAGGCGCAGAGGAGGCCCUACAUGAGAAGCUGCAGAAGCUGAAGGAUGCCUCGGAGAAGAAGCAGGAGAAACUGGAGCAGGCAGAGCAAGAAAGGCUCGAGAAGCUCAAGAAGGAGUACAAUGGAGAGGAGGAGAGAGUCCUGGAUAAGUUCCAGCAUGAGGCAGAAAAAGCUUGGAUCAAUCAAUUCCAGCAGCCACCGGAGGCCACUUCUAUGCUGACGGAGAUGCAUGCGGCAGUCAACAUGACCCAGGCGGCGGCUGUGAAUGGGUCAAACGACUGGUGGAAGGUCCUGUCCGCUGAUGAAGAAAAGAAGCUCAAGGAGAGCCUCGAGGAUUUGAAGGAAAGCUUGCAAGAGCACGAGGAGGUCGUCGAAAACAAGACGCAGAAAAAGCUUGAAGCAGUGCAGGAUGAGUUUUCCCGCAAAGAGAAAAAGGCUGUGGAUAAGCUCACCCGAAAGAUCGAGAAGAUGCAACGGAAGGAAAUCAAAGCCAAGGAGAAACUGCAGCAAGUCCUUGAGAAGCUACAGACAAAGUCGAAGUCUACUCAGAAAAAGCUGGAAGAAGUUGGCCCAGAGAUCGUGCAAAGGCUCAAGGACGAGUACGAGGAGAAGAAGGAGGGAUUGGAAGCGGAGUUCAAGGAGAAAGCUGAAAAGUUGAAGAAGGAACAGGAGCAAAAGGAGGAGGAGAAAGCUGAAAAGUUGAAGAAGGAACAGGAGCAAAAGGAGGAGGAGAUGGCCAAAGAGAACGCGACGAAAGCAGCCAAUGCUGCCAACAGCACGCAGGAGGCGCAGAGUUCUCAGCUUGCAAGCGAAGAGCCAAAAGCGACGCAGCGGAACCAUGGCUUUGAGUUGGGUGUCAUCAUGCUGGCUGCAACUGCUCUGGUUCGAUCCUCCGACUUCGAUAGCUACGAUGGCCCGCCGCCACCAGAUGAGGUUGCAGAAGCAUAUGCUUUGUUGAACCUUCCACUGAGCGCGCUGCGGGAUGACGUGCAACGCCGGAGUCGAGCCCUUGCUCGCGAACGGCACCCUGACAAGGCACCACCAGACCAGCGGGUUAGAGCAACCCGCCUCUUCCGCCAGCUUCAGGAUGCCAAGGCCAAGAUUCUAUCUUGGUUGCGACAGAGAAGCGUUCCACAGUUGGAAGAGUCGGAUGACUCUCCAUGCUUAGACAGUGCAGAUGAAGGUGAGGAGGAUUUUUGCAGGCCCCCCGAAGUGGUAUUUGGAGAGGCUGGAGAUGUCCUGGCAGAUUUUGAGCAAGACGGCUCAGGAAGUGAGCUUGAAAAGGAGGACCAGAAGGCAGCUUGUGUCUACAGAGGGCGAGGGGACUCACCGGACACAUUUUCCAGCAGUGAGGAAAGCGGCGAAGAAAAGGCAGAAACUGCUUUGGCGCUGCGGAGCAGGGGCAUCAUUCGCACAGAGGACUCUGCGCUGGUGCAGGCCACAGCGUGCGAACCUAAGCAAGGAAUCAUGGCCUCAUCCGAGAUGGCACCUUUAUUAACGGCACACGCUUGA
Symbiodinium pilosum is the source of this 1830-nucleotide messenger RNA. Lineage: Eukaryota; Dinophyceae; Suessiales; Symbiodiniaceae. The record is from the annotation of a GenBank genome assembly.